This is a messenger RNA of Fusarium redolens, 938 nucleotides long. RefSeq lists its product as uncharacterized. The record is from RefSeq and is a predicted model, not a curated record. The transcript has a single exon. NCBI's taxonomy places the organism in Eukaryota, Fungi, Ascomycota, Sordariomycetes, Hypocreales, Nectriaceae. Bases 138 to 641 code for a protein of 167 amino acids.
CUUUCUACUAAAGGCGGUUGGGCUCCCUCCGAAUGAUUUCUUUCGAAAGGCUACACGACUAUAUCUGAUUGAGAAGCGAAACAAGCCCAAGACAGUAAGAUGGCUUGAUUUUACCGACAAUAUCGAUCAUAAAAGACAUGUAUUUGACAUUUGACGAACACGAUACUCUGGGGAACAUCCCGCUUCAGCGACCAGGUUUUACUCAACAGGUCACAAGUGAAAAUCUGCCACAGAUAAUGCUCGACACUUUGCCUACACAGACUCCAACUUGGCGCCUUCAUACUCAUGUGGUUUACGUUGUCGACUUCAGGGUUCAGUCUCAAUGUGCACAAGGAGAUCCCCCCUACACCAGCCGAGCGAACAGAACCCGCGAUCACAUAGAAAGCGGCUUAUCCGUACAGACACACGCGAAAAGGAUGUGUGGUCACCUUUACAUGCCUCGAAAACACCCGAUUUACGAUCAUUACGUGCUUCAGAGUCAGAGACUCGACAACAUUAGACAGCACGAGUAUUUUGAGUCCGAUGCCGCCAUCGGUUUCAUAUUCAAGAAGAAUUACCAAAGCCACUUCCACCAGAUUCUUCGGGAGAUACAAUUACCGGAAGAGAAACCCUGGGGACCCAGCUCUUUAUCGACGCCAUGACAUCAACGACCAAUCUUUCCCUCCUGAAAAUUCGACGGACUAGGUGACGGCUGUGCUUAUAGCGAUGGGAACAAGGAACUUGUUGAUGGAAUAUGUGCCAAAUGACUGGUACAUAGAUGAAACAGGAGUAUUCCAGGAGCGUGGACGACACAAAACUAGUGUUCAAGAUACUAUUGUUUGCAAGACGUCAACUUUGGUUGGGAUCUUGUCGUGUGACUGAGAUACCAAGAGGCUAUAUCUCGGAGCCAUUUCCAUGCUAUAAUACCAAUGCAUUUAUAGAGACGAUGUCAUCGGGAG